UAAGAUUGGGAAACACUUUUCAAAGUUUCACUGCAAAAGGAAACUUUCAAAUGGUGAAAUUGUACCUCGUCCAUGGGUGAUAUACUCAGUGUCAGCCGACAAGAUCUUUUGUUAUUACUGUAAGAUUUUUUGCAAUAAUGUGACAAGUUCAUUAGCAUCUAAUGGUUUUAAUGACUGGUCUAAUAUUCAUACAAGAUUGGCCGAGCACGAAAACUCAAAAGGACAUUUACAAGCUAUGCUUAGUUGCUGCGACCUUCAGCAAAGGUUAUCUACUGAAAAAAACAUUGACUCAAUACAACAAAAACGUAUUGACCAAGAAGCAAAACGCUGGUAUCAAGUUUUUGAGAGACUAGUCGCUGUUGUUCAGUUGCUAGCAGAACGAAACUUAUCAUUUCAUGGGUCGGAUGAACGGCUGGGAACAUCAUACAAUGGAAAUUUUCUUGGAGUUAUUGAAUUACUGGGAAAGUUUGACCCAGUGAUGCAGGAACAUUUAUGAAGAAUCAAGAACAAAGAAAUACAUGACCAUUAUUUAGGAAAAAACAUUCAAAAUGAAGUUAUUAGUAUUAUAGGGAAUGCUGUUAAACAUGAAAUAAUAGCUCGAAUUAAGGCUGCUAAGUAUUUUACUAUUAUACUCGACUGCACUUCUGACAUUAGUCACCAAGAACAAAUGUCAUUGACAAUUAGGUAUGUGGCUGAUGGUGUAUCACCAAAUAUUCCAGCAGGAGUAUAUGAACAUUUCAUUAAGUUCAUAGUAGUAGAAAGCAGCACAGGUGAAUAUUUGUACAAUACCCUUUUAAGAGAACUCGAAGACCUGGGAUUGGACGUUGCAAAUAUCCGUGGGCAGGGCUAUGACAACGGUGCAAAUAUGAAGGGAAACAUAUCAGGUGUACAAGCACGACUUUUGAAAACAAACCCAAGAGCUUUUUUUACACCAUGUGCAUGUCACAACUAUAAUCUCAUUUUGGGAGACAUGGCCAAAACAUGUCCAGAUGCGAUGAGUUUCUUUGGAGCCUUGCAGCAUAUUUACGUCCUUUUUUCUGCAUCUACUAAAAGAUGGACUAUUUUUAGAAAACAUGUUACUGGCCUUUCUGUAAAGCCACUUUGUGAAACACGAUGGGAAUGUAGAAUGCAAAGCGUCAAAGCUCUGCGGUACCAAGCAGGGGAGUUUUAUGAUGCACUUGUAGAGGUAGCAGAAACAACCGAUGAUGCUCAAGCAAAAAAUGAAGCUGAAUGGCUGGCUAUUCAAAUAAAGGAUUAUAAGUUUUUGGUUUCACUAGUUUUCUGGCAUGAUUUACUUUUUCAAGUGAAUUUUGUGAGCAAAGAGCUACAGAGUGAUACAAUGGAUAUUUCUGUAGGAAUUUCUUCAUUCGAAAAGCUUUGUAACUGGUUAAAAACGUACAGAGAGAAGGGUUUUCAAGAAGUGUUAACUGGUGCCAAUGAACUUGCCAAAGAUCUAGAUGUGACUCCAGUAUUCCAGACUAAACGCUUGCGCAAACGAAAAAAACAAUUUGAGUACGAGUCUGCAGAUGAGCCUUUUUCUGAUCCAAAAGAAGCUUACAGAGUGCAAUGCUUCAAUCAAGUGUUAGACAAAGCUUUACAGUCACUUGAACCAAGGUUUGAACAGUUACAAAAGCAUGUGAGUUUAUUUGGAUUUUUAUGCAAAUUUAAAAAUCUUCCCAAGGACACCAUACAAAAAUCUGCUGCAGAUCUGGAACUUGCAUUGACAGAUGUGAAACUAGUGCGGGAAAACGAACAAGUUUCAACUGUAAAAUCAGUUGACAUAAAUGGCUACAUGCUUUCUGAAGAACUGGAAGCGUUAAAGCCAAUUCUUCCAUCUGAUUGUAGAAACCCCCUAAAAAUUCUUCAAUUUCUUGCAUAUAAUAACCGAUCAACAGCAUUCCCAAAUUUAUUUAUAGCAAUUUGAAUCUUCCUGACUAUUCCGGUAACUGUAGCCUCAGGAGAGAGGAGCUUCUCGAAGCUAAAUCUAAUUAAAACAUAUCUGCGAUCAACAAUGCAGGAAGACCGAUUAAACAAUUUGGCAAUCAUGUCAAUUGAAUGCGAAGUAAUGAAGAGCUUAGAGUUAGGCAAUAUACUGAAAGAUUUUGUCAAACAAAAAGCAAGGAAGAUAAAGUUUUAAAAACAUAUAGGUGAGAUGUACAAUAAAGUUCCUCUUAAUGAACUUGA
Messenger RNA from Malaclemys terrapin pileata, 2184 nucleotides. RefSeq lists its product as uncharacterized. The record is from RefSeq and is a predicted model, not a curated record. The transcript has a single exon. Lineage: Eukaryota; Metazoa; Chordata; Testudines; Emydidae. Bases 668 to 1924 code for a protein of 418 amino acids.